AUGCUCCCACUAAGAUCCGCCAUCUUGAGGCCGGGGCCGUCUCAAGAGGCGAUUCUGUGUUCACGAUGUCUGGUCCGAUCACGACCGCACCCCCCGUCUGCGGCCCGGAGCUUCUGGUCCUCCUCGCAUCGCCGAAUGGGCAUUACGGCCAACCAGACUACCUCCGCCUUCCACAAGACCUACUUCUCGGCCAAUCGCCUCUAUGAUGCCACAGGACUGAAGGGAGGAUUCAUAUCUUCCUUUGCUUCGACGAAUUCCGACAAUGCAUCGGCUCCUCGCAGCUCCAAACCCGCCAACGAUACAUCAGCUAACUCGCCCGAUCCGUCCGAAGUAGCACCGUCUGGGCCAAUUGGUGCAGAUGCUAGCCAGAGUGAACUCCCACAUCGACGAAGGAAGCGUUUGAAGGAACAAGCUUCACAGAAUGGCUCAGCCGAGCCUGCGAUGCCACUGGAUGCCUCCGCGCAAUUGUCCAACUUCUCGUCCUCCCUCCCCACCACCUCCAUCCGCCGCAAACUCGCCGCCUUCCUUGCUCUCACGAAACCCCGACUAUCCUUCCUAAUUCUCCUUACCACCACCUCUGCCUAUGGCAUGUACCCGAUCUCGUCGUUACUCGCCCUUGACCCGGCCAUGACCCCACUCCCAACCCUCUCAACCUCCACCCUCACCUUCAUAUAUUUGACAACGGGCACAUUCCUAUCAUGUUGCAGUGCGAACACAAUCAACAUGAUGCUUGAACCCAAGUACGAUGCAUUGAUGUCACGUACGCGGAAUCGCCCGCUGGUCCGAGGGCUGGUCUCUCGCCGGGGAGCAAUGCUCUUUGCCAUCGCCACGGCAGCGGCUGGUCUCGGGUUACUUUACGUUGGUACUAACCCGACGACCACGGCGCUUUCCGCGGCGAACAUUGUCCUUUACGGAUUUAUCUAUACCCCAUUGAAGCGAAUCAGUGUGAUCAACACUUGGGUUGGUGCCAUAGUGGGCGGUAUCCCACCCUUGAUGGGAUGGGUUGCGGCUGCAGGACAGACAGCAACGACUGGUCAUGACACUUGGCGCGACAUGCUUUUCAGUGAGGAUAGUGUCGGUGGGUGGCUAUUGGCGGGCAUUCUCUUUGCUUGGCAGUUCCCCCAUUUCAAUGCUCUCUCGCAUCUUAUCCGCGACGAGUAUAAAGCCGCCGGGUAUCGGAUGCUGUGCUGGGUGAAUCCGGCCCGGAAUGCUCGUGUUGCCUUGCGCUACUCCGUGAUGAUGUUCCCGAUCUCCAUCGGCCUCUGGUGGGUUGGCGUAGUUGGUCACGGGUUCUUAGUUGGAAGCACCGUUGCCAACGGCUGGCUUGUUCGUGAGGCCUAUCGAUUCUGGCAACACCAGGGUGCUCAGGGCUCUGCCCGUGGCCUAUUCUGGGCUAGUAUCUGGCAACUGCCCAUUCUCCUUGUCGGCGGUCUCGUUACCAAGAAGGGGCUCUGGGAUGGCGUCUGGAGGAACAUUUUCGGACAACCGGAGGAAGAGGAAGACGACUACCUGUAUUAUGAUGAUGAGGAGGAAGCUGAAGAUGGCUCGAUCCUUGUUGAAGGAGAGAAUUCAUCCCCUCCCUCAAAACGGGCUAGUGUUUUGUCAACUGCAUGA
Molecule: messenger RNA, 1614 nt
Organism: Penicillium cataractarum
Lineage: Eukaryota; Fungi; Ascomycota; Eurotiomycetes; Eurotiales; Aspergillaceae
Gene: cox10
Product: protoheme IX farnesyltransferase
Exons: 1
Coding region: 1-1614 (537 amino acids)
Biological process (GO): heme biosynthetic process
Cellular component (GO): mitochondrial membrane; mitochondrion
Molecular function (GO): protoheme IX farnesyltransferase activity
Source: RefSeq, a predicted model, not a curated record